AUGCCGAACUCUUUCCAUACGGCAGACGAAUACGAUAUUGUGAAUCAUGAGGAAACAGCCUUGAGCCCCGAGGUCCUCGCUCAGAUCCGCGGCUGGCUUCAGCCAACUGACUAUCUGGCCGAGUCUGGAGAAUUUCGCCGCCAUCUCUCAUCUCAGGCUCCCGGAACCGGACUCUGGCUUUGCCAAACUGAAGAAUACCGAAAAUGGCACGACUCGCCUGACCACGGGAGUCUCUGGAUCAAAGGUGUUCCUGGUGCCGGCAAGUCCGUCGUGGCCGCUUCCAUCAUCCAGCAUCUCCGCACAACUGAAGAGUGCCCCGUGCUUUUCUUCUUCUUUCGAAAUAUCGUCGCCGCCAACUUUUCGCCUCGUGCCCUUUUGCGGGACUGGCUCGCCCAGCUCUUGCCGCACUCGCCAAAGUUGCAGUAUGCGUUGCAGACGCGGCUCGGGGGCGAGCUCUCAGAAACAUCGGAUAAUGAUCUUAUUCAACUCUUUCUCGACGGUGUGUCUUGUGUUCCGAAAUUGUAUUGUGUGGGAGACGCCCUAGACGAAAUGACCAUGGAGAACAAAUCGUUCCUCGAUCGGCUCAACAGCUUAGCAACGCACCGUCCACGCACUUUGAAGCUGCUCAUGACAAGCAGGCCGAAGCAGUACCUUCAAAGCGCCUUGAGGGAUUCUUCCAUUGUUCACGUCAGUCUUCAACAAAGACUUGUAGACAUCGAUAUCGUCUCGUUUUUGAACCAUCGAUUCGAUUCUGCGUCGAAGCUCAAGACCCAAAAGAUACGAAAGCAGCAGAUAAUUGAAAUGGUCGCCAAAAGAUCAGAAGGCCUGUUUCUAUAUGCGAAGCUCACAAUGGACCAGGUGGAAGCUGCGCUGGACUCUGAUGGCUCUGUCGAUCUCCAGUCCUUGGAAGAAUCUCUACCUGUGGGGUUAGAGAAGACAUACAGCAACAUACUCGCGACCCAACGUGAAGAGCGUGGUGUGAAUUUAGAUGUACAAAUUCUUGUGCUCGAAGCAGUUACCCAUGCAUCACGACCUUUACGACUUAACGAACUAGCUAAUCUUCUGAAAUGCAUCUAUCCAGAUGCCACCGACUCAGCCGGCUUCAAAUCCUUGGUUGCGGCGUCCUGUGGGCCACUAAUAGAGAUCCUCGAAGAUGAGACGCUCCAAGUCAUUCAUCAUUCGUUCACCGAAUUCUUGAGAGGUGACACCCGAAGUCACAGUACCGCAUCAGAAGAUUCCUUGACAGAGUUCCCGAUGAUACAAUCUGAUACGACGCACAAGCACAUGGCCCUUUACUGUCUGCGCUAUCUUCAAUGCGGAUCCUUAUUAGUAGAGGGUGAAACGUCUGACAGCGCGUCUGUCACAUUCCAAGUUCCUGAUCACAAAGUCAAUCCUGACGAAGAUUAUGAGAGAUACUCCCGUAGGGGGAUGAAGAGGGAAGUCGAUCAUUUCAAAUACAGGGAUGCUCGACUGAAACAUCCGUUUUUGAGCUACUCAGUUGAGAACUUGUCCUAUCACGCCAGCCGAUAUGACCGAAUAGACAGAGAGAUGUUUGAUGCAGUUCUUGGCUUUCUAAAUGUCGAUAGCUUGGCAUUUAGAAGAUGGUUGGUUCUUCAAUGGGGCUCGACAACUAGAGAUAAGGAGAGCACAGAUGGCAUCCCGACAGCUCUUCAUAUCGCAGCCUUUUCUGGAAUGUCUGAGCUUGUGCUGGAGCUUAUUCAAAAGGGAUCAUCCGUCACGAGCCUGGAUUCCCAGGACCGUAUCCCUCUCCAUUGGGCAGCCGCUAACGGUCAUGGAAAGACUGCAUCGCUACUCAUUCUGCACGGAAGUGAGCCAAAUGCAGUCGAUGGGCGCGGGUUGAAGCCGAUUCAUCUUGCCGCUAAGAAGAACCACCACGCGGUUGUUACAGUCCUCCUCGAAGCUGGUGUGGAACCAAACACGAUAAAGACCAAGGAAAAUCAUGCUGGUCGGCUUUUGGGUGGAGAGCGGAUCACCCGGGGCGAGUGUGCAAUUCUGUAUGCCAGUCAGGGCGGGCACACGGAAACUGUCAUAUCGAUGAUUCCAUUUUGCAAUGAAGAAACUUUAGAGCAGCUGCUGUGCGAAUGUUGUCGGUUUAGCCGCACAGACUCUGUGCUGGAGAUCCUCAAGAGAUCAAAUGUCUCGGCUGAUGCCACGUAUCGUGGUGGAACAGCCCUCUAUCUAGCCUGCCGCGUAUUCAACAUCGAGUGUAUCAAGGUUCUGAUCAAACGUGGAGCGGAUGUUAACAAAAUCUCUGCUUGGGCACCUCGUCCUACUAUGAAUGGAGGGGGUAGGAGAAAGGAAGCUUCUAAGACACCAGCUCACUGGAUAAUUCAAGAAUGGGGAAAAGAAAACAAGAAAGCAUGCCGAACCAUUCUGCAGCUCCUGAUUGAUGCCGGUGCUGAUCUUGAACAACUUAAUGGCGGGCGGCUCACGGCCUUGCAUUUAGCAGCGAAAGGACGCCAGUCCCAGUCCACUGAUGAGCCAUCGGAAUGCCAAGUGGACCUGUUAAGAUUACUUCUAGAGGCUGGAGCGAGCACCAAAACGACUGGCCAUAACGGAAGCACCGCCUUGCAUUUGCUUGUCGGGCCACAUCUGAGCCUGGAAGCCGUUAAGCUUCUGGUGGAGUAUGGAAGCGAUCCGAAUCAGAAGAACUCCAGCAGUGAGACUCCUCUUCAUCUCGCCUUGCAAUUUCGCUCAAAGAAACAAGCAAAGAUGGAGGAGCAGGAUGCUGUUAUCAAAUACUUGAUUGAGAAGGGUGCUGAUCCCAACGUGGAGGACGAUAAGGGGAACUCAGCAGUGCAGGCCGCAAUGUUUGUGUCAGUUGAGUUAUUUAAGACACUCCUGUCCAGCUGUCACGAUGAUGGCGUAAAACAGAAAUGUUGGUUUGGAUUGUUUCGAGUAGACGACACCCGAUUUUCUUCUUGCUUGCAAACCUUGCUGGGAGAAGGCAUUGACAUUGACACGCAAGAUCAACAAGGUCUCACACUGUAUUUGAAUUGCCUCUGGUAUCCUGAAAAACUCUCUGUCCUCGAGAAGCAUAAAGCGAGAGUAGACAUUGCUGAUAACUUAGGCAAUAACGCACUACAUCAUGUCGUCAGACAACCGAGCAUCUCGCGCAUAGAAUACUUUAUAAAGAGGGGAUUGGAUCCUCUCAGUCUGAACAUUGAUGGCAACACACUAAUCCAUCUGGCGACUCAGAAUUAUAGUUUCGACAAUAAUUCUUCUGGAGGGAAUGGUAAUCCGGUUCCGUUCUUCGAAUACCUUAUCAAUCUUGGAAUAUCUGUCAACGCUGUCAACAAAGAUGGGCAAACAGCUCUGCACCUCUACGAGAGCCGUGAUGGUCACAAAUCACGAAAAUCGAAUCUUAUAGACGCCCUCAACUGUAAAGGCGAUGUCGAGAUUGAUAUCAAAGACAGGAAUGGCUUGACUGCUCUUCAUCUGGCCAGCAUGAGAUCUGUGUCCGAAUUCAACGAGUUAGUGGAAUGCGGUGCUGAUUGGACUGUCCUCACCAACAACUCCCAGAACAUUUGGCAUCUGAUUUCCCGUGCUCGAAGACCCGAAAUUCUUGGUCAAUUACUGGAGAGAUUGGCCGGAUCAGGGAUAGAGCGGCGAGACCGGUUUGGCAAGACACCUCUCUACUAUGCCUGCAGCUCCGGGGAACCAGAAUCCGUUGCGCUUCUUCUCAGCAAAGGUGCCAAAGUCAAAGUAAUCGAUUUGGAAGGCGAUACUCCUCUGCACGCUUGUGCGCAUUUCAGAGUAGAACAAAACAUAUGGGACUCGCAAGGCCAGCGUUUCUUCAAAUGGAGGCAAGGUCCACCCAAAGACAUUUUCCGCCCAGGUUCGUCUCAAAGACCGUAUACUCCCAGUCCCUGGUAUCAAAGCAUAUACAACGAUGGGAAAGCGGUAUCUCGAAGGAACUUCUGCCCUUCUGUCAUUACCAUCGUAAAGAUGCUUCGAGAAGCAGGCGUUGAUGUUGGCGCUGUCAACGAAUCUGGAUAUACGGCAUUGGACACUGCCCUCCAUCUUGGGUGCCCAGAAUUUAUCGAAGUAUUUUCCCGAGAUGAGGAUUUACUCACCCAAGCAACAAAGCAUCUAGAUGAUGACCGAGAUGGGAGAUUGAAACUAGACGAGGCUCGCCGAAGAAUGCAAGCUCAGAUGAUUCUCAUGCAGCAAAGAUCGGCUUUGGAUACUCUGAGAAAGGACAAAACACUUGUUGAUGAAGUUGUCAAUAAUCCUACCCGUUAUCUCAACCUCAUGUCUUAUGAAGACCUGGCAACCAUUGUCAAUGAGGGCUUCGAGGCUGACAGUCUAAACCCAGUCUAUCACAAGUUAAUCAACGAGGCGAUCAAUUCCGAAAAUCUCGAGGUUCUGGAGCGAAUUCCUGUGCUCGUCAAGCAUUAUGGCUUGUUUCCUUCGCUCAAGGAAAUGGCUCAAGGACCCGAGUUUGCUCGAGUAUAUUUCUCUGAUACGCAUGCUCUUACCACGCUCCAGAUGGUAUGCAAGCGUUCGAAAAUCAGUCUGGUUGCAGUCAAACUACUCGUUGAGGGUUUUCAGCUUGACCCAGAUGCACACUCAGCAGUCCCUCGUCGUGUGAAAGGUGGUGUCUCAGUAAAAAUCGCUGAGGGCGGAACUGCACUUCACAUCCUCGCAUCGGCAGAUGAAUGGUGGCACCUAGAGGCGAUCAAAUAUUUGAUUUCAAAAGGAGCUGAUGUGAACGCAAAAGAUGAAAAAGGCUGUACGCCUCUUCAUCUGGCAUCCAAGGGAAAGUACGUCGAUAAUCAUGCGACCAAGGGUUCACAUAGGUUUGACGCAGUUAGUAUCCUCCUGGACAAUGGCGCGGACCCAAACGCCCUGGACAACAACGGGCUAUCGCCACUUCACAAAGCAUCCGGUGCUCUUGACAUAAUGCAGGAGCUGCUGAAACGGGGGGCAGACCCCAACAAAGGGUCUCUCAGCCCUUUGUUCAUGGCAAUAAAAGACGCGAAUUUCCCGGCGUUUGAGAUGCUCCUUGAUCAAGGACUCAGCGUGGAUUCCCUCGAUGAAGUACGGCACAGCCGCGAUGUGCAUUAUUCACUGAAAGAGUCGCGCAAACUAUAUGCACUUGUAUGCUGUGCGUUUUCCAAUGGCUUCAACGAUGAAAUUCUCAAGUCUGUACCGUUGUUAUGUUCCCUCGUGAAACGCGGAGCAAACCUUUACUUGCCAGUGAGUGAUAACGAAACGUUGAUACAUUUCCUCUUCGAGUUCCCAGACUAUCCGAUCCUGGACGCUUUACUUUCAGAGGAAUGCAGGGCCAAGAUUGAUUUCAACCACCGAGAUCAACAGGGGCGCACAGUGUUGAUGGCCGCUUGUGACUGGUUUGGAAGCUUGCCGCGAGGAGGACGCAAAGACCCGAAGAAAGAUCCCUUUUUGACAGGACCUCCCCUCCGUAUCCUCGAUUACGGCGCCGAUGCUACGCUGGCUGAUAUCGCAGGCAUGACGGCCCUUCACCAUUUGUUAGCGAACAACGACAUGGAGGACGAUGUUCUCAUCGAGUUCAUCAACCGCGACGAGGUUGCCCCUACAUUAUUUCUCAAAGACAAGCAGGGGUUCUCGCCUUUCCACUAUGCCCUGCGCACACUCCGCCCGAAGAUCUGCGAGCUUCUACUUUUAAAGGGAGCGGACAUCAGCGAGGCCGACCCAAAUGGCCUGACGGUGCUGCACCAUAUUGCCAACCAGCGCUCGAGCCUGAAUCGCAGAUCACGUCGUUUCAGCGGCUCAACCAGUACCCUACCCGCUGACUAUUUUGACGGAUGCUUGUCUCUUUGGAAGAGAUACAUUGAGGGAGGCGGCUCGAUCAACGUUGUAGACAACGCUGGCAACACCCCCCUGCAUCUCUACCUCUUGUCAUCGGUAUCCGGCCGUCGCCCUGAACACAUGCUUACGUUUCAUCUUGACUAUUACGAUGAGUUCUUUCCUCCAGAUAGCGGCGUUGACGUAUUUGCUUCGAAUAAUGACGGUGAGACGAUGCUCCAUCUCAUAGCUAGACGGCAGAAACAAUAUUUCGCGCAGCCUGGGUAUGACAAAGCCUUGUUUGAGGCGAUGAUGGCGAAGGGGCUAGACCCUUUGAAGGAAGAUAUUCAAGGGAGAAGUGCGUUGGAUGUUGCCAGUGCUUUCGAAAAGGACGACAUUGUUGGGCUUCUAGGAAGAGCUUAG
Messenger RNA from Clonostachys byssicola, 6213 nucleotides. Lineage: Eukaryota; Fungi; Ascomycota; Sordariomycetes; Hypocreales; Bionectriaceae. The record is from the annotation of a GenBank genome assembly.